AUGAUCUUGCCAUGCGGUCCUUGUUCCGAGGCCGCGUCGCUGGUUAUCAUCAACACGGCUCGUCUUUUCAACGACGCACAAACAUUGAAGGAUGCGCAGCUCCCACUCCAGUCGGGCAGAGUGGAUGAUCCGGCGCUCCUUGAACCACGCAUUGCAGACCCUCGGGACCGCAGAUUCCCGCGAUCCGUCCGAUGUUUUUCUCAGCAGUAUCAUGUUGUCGCCACGCGGUCGGUCGCAAGAAUAAUCAUCAACAAUUAUCAAGUCCUCUCCGCGGCUGAACGCCUCUCGCGCGCGGGCAAAAUAUCAGGUUUUCGGUACCGCGUCGCCCAGGUUAACAUGGGCAGCUCGAGGAGAGGCCUCGCUCAAAUGCCUGACGUUCGAUUGGCCGUGGCCCUCGAUCCUCGAUGUGCAGCCAAGUACCCAGCUGGCUCGCAGUGCUGCGCCAGCCAAUGGGUCUGCGCGCAUUACGGUAUCGAGGCUGCAUAA
Molecule: messenger RNA, 486 nt
Organism: Sparassis crispa
Lineage: Eukaryota; Fungi; Basidiomycota; Agaricomycetes; Polyporales; Sparassidaceae
Exons: 1
Coding region: 1-486 (161 amino acids)
Source: RefSeq, a predicted model, not a curated record